CUGCCAAUAAACCUCGAAGAAGAAUACGAGCAAGGCGCAUGCGGUGUUUGUUUGGGGCUUUUGCUAGCCUAGCCGUGUAGCAAGCUGUGCAUCCCUGUGUGAAACGAUCAACCAAAUAGGCCUUAUUCUAACAUCGGAAGCAGGCUACUGUAGUUAGGUGUCUCUCUAAUUCCUUGUUGUGUUAUAUUUUAUGUUAGAGGCAGGUCAGGUCGUUGUCUAUAUAGUUAGCUCAACUAAUCCACAUAAAAUGACUGAUCAAUCAUCACUGCUGCUUCGAAAACAACUGGCAGAGCUCAACAAGAACCCUGUGGAGGGAUUUUCUGCCGGUCUCAUAGACGAUGAUGACAUCCAUCAGUGGGAGGUGGUCGUUAUUGGCCCUCAAGAUACAUUAUUUGAGGGUGGUUUCUUUAAAGCCUACCUGACCUUUCCCCAUGACUACCCUCAUAGGCCCCCGAAGAUGAAGUUCAUCACAGAAAUAUGGCAUCCCAAUGUGGCAAAGAAUGGUGACGUGUGCAUCUCCAUUCUGCACGAGCCCGGAGAGGACAAGUUUGGCUAUGAGAAGCCUGAGGAGCGCUGGCUGCCCAUCCACACUGUAGAGACCAUCAUGAUCAGUGUCAUCUCCAUGCUGGCUGACCCGAACGGCGACUCACCCGCCAACGUGGACGCAGCCAAGGAAUGGAGAGAGGAUCCUUGCGGCGAGUUCAAGAGGAAGGUGGCUCGCUGUGUACGAAAGAGUCAGGAGAUGGCGUUUGACUAGGCCGCCUCCUCUACACAAACCCACUAUUUUUACCUUGGCGAAUACAUCAUGUCACUCUUCAAUAAAGACUUUUGCACCAGUGUUCUGCUCUUAGGAAGAUGUGGAAUAAAAAGCCAGCCCUUUUCUUUAGAUGUGUAAAUAGGGUCAGGGUCAAGUAAAUGUCUGGAGAUAAACAUCCCCCUCAUGGUUAUCGUCCAGUUUUCUCACCUUAUACUUAUUUAUUUAGAUGAUAAUGACAAUUCAAGAUGUGUGGUUUUUGUUUUGAUGAGCUUGUUCUUUAUUUUCAACCUGCCACUGAGCCAUCUAUUUUAGACUUGUCUCUUAUGCAAUUUUCGAGUUCAGAGCAUUUGAAGAGAUUGUUACCAACAGGCUUUCCUUGCCCGUUCUAUACCUCUGGAAGCCCAUCCCCUCAAGUGUUCUGCAAAGUCCUUUCACAGGGGUCAAUACACUCUGCUGCCUUAAGUUGUUUCCCUGUAAGCAAAGGAAACUGUCUCCAGUGAUGUCAACAUACAUUUCUGUGUUUGAUCAAUAUAUUUUUGGGGAUAAACCAAAAACAUUAGCAUGAGAACAGAGAAUAUUUUUUUGUAAUAAAGAUCAUCUCUAAAAUGUAAUUUUUUUGUGUAUGUAAAUAUAUUCUGUAUCAAAUUAGUUGUCGUUUGUGUACUUGAUUCUCCUUGCUGUUAUAGCUUAGAAUUUUUUUUAAGGACAUGUCAUUUUGCCCUUUGUCUAUUCUUGUGAGUGAAUCAAUUUAGCUUUGGUCAUGUUAACAUGUACACAGAAAAGUAAUCUUAUUUUAGAUUUGGCUCAGCCUUUUUGUUUGAAAGGUGUUUUGUGUGAUGAAUGAAGUGAUGCCACUUUUGGUUGAAAGUUUACUCAAGUAUUGACAUUUUAUCCUGUGCAAGUGGAUUAGACUGGCCAUCCGCAACAAUUUCGAACCCAAGAGGUGCUUUUGCGUUUUACGCAAGUGUAAUGCAAAAUAUCUGAUAAUGGAAGUGGUGAUGGAUUGUUAGAACAAGAAAUAAAACUUGUAGCUCAAUAGUUCUAUUCACCUGUGUGAUGUGAAGGCUAACAUGAGUUGUGAAAUUGUAGGCAUUUACACCCACAGUUAAUGUCUAAAACUUGAGCCCAAUAAAGUUUUGAAAAUGA
Messenger RNA from Salmo salar (Atlantic salmon), 1903 nucleotides. NCBI's taxonomy places the organism in Eukaryota, Metazoa, Chordata, Actinopteri, Salmoniformes, Salmonidae. The record is from RefSeq and is a predicted model, not a curated record.